AUGGAGGAAGACAAGGAUGUACCACUCAUUUUGGGUCAACCAUUUUUGGCUACUGGAAAAGCUUUCAUAGACACGCUUAUAACAUAUGUAUUGUGCACUCUCAAUUCACUCACAUUAACUUCAGUGAGAUUAAGCCGAGCUUCAGACUAUGGAUUGAUGAAAAUUGAUGAAUCCGGGCAGAUAACUCAAUUUGCUGAGAAACCCAAGGGCUCUGCUCUGAGAGCAAUGCGAGUCGAUACCUCUGUCCUGGGACUUUCCGAACAAGAGGCUCCAAAAUAUCCUUAUAUUGCAUCAAUGGGAGUUUAUGUUUUCAGAACUGACGUCCUACUAAAGCUUCUACAGUCAAAGUAUCCUUCAUGCAACGACUUUGGCUCGGAGAUCAUUCCUUCAGCUGUGAAGGACCACAAUGUUCAAAGAGAGUAUACCGUACUGAAUUAUGGAGUUAGAGCAAUGGCAAUCAAUGUCCCUGGAUUUGCUUACUACAAGGCACUUAAGGCACGUAAGAAGUUGGUCGCUACUUUCCAGUCCAUAGUGGACGAGCGAAGGGUGAGGAGAAGGAAGAAUCUAUCGACACAUAAGAAAGACAUGAUGGAUACUCUUAUGGAGGUGGAAGAUGAGAAUGGAAGAAAAUUGACUGAUGAAGAGAUCAUUGAUGUUCUGGUAAUGUAUCUGAAUGCAGGUCACGAAUCUUCAGGGCAUAUCACUAUGUGGGCUACCCUUUUUCUGCAGACGCAUCCUGAAAUUUUUGAAAAAGCUAAGGCAGAACAAGAGGCAAUUGUGAAAAAUAAGCCACCCGGCCAAAAGGGUAUAACACUGAAGGAAGUAAGACAGAUGGAAUAUCUUUCUAAGGUAAUUGAUGAAACGCUUCGUGUGGUUACAUUCUCGUUCGUGGUCUUCAGAGAGGCAAAUAAAGAUGUCAAUAUCAGCGGUUACACCAUUCCUCGUGGAUGGAAAGUUUUGGUCUGGUUUAGGACUGUUCACCAUGACUGGGAAACAUUUGUUGAGCCAAAGAAGUUUGAUCCUUCCAGAUGGGAUGGAUUUACACCCAAAGCUGGAAGUUUCCUUCCUUUUGGAGGUGGAAGCAGACUGUGCCCAGGAAAUGAUCUUGCCAAGCUUGAAAUUGCAAUUUUCCUUCACUAUUUUCUCCUUGGUUACAAGUUCGAGCGUUCCAAUGCUGCUUGUCCGUUAAUGUACCUGCCACAUUGUAGACCUAAAGAUAACUGCUUGGGAACAAUUAAAAAAACAUCUGGUAUAGACGACAAGAUUUUACCAGAGUUCCAGGAGGCAAUGAAUGCUCAAGAAGAAAUAUCCCUGGCAGGCGACUAGGGUUUUGAGCGUCGUUUUAUUUCUUGAACUAUAUAUAACCUAAGAAGGAAAAAUAAAUAUCAACGUUAUCAAGCUUCAGUACUAAAAUAAUACUCUCGAUCCUAGGAGCUGUUUUCUGUCCAUAGAGAAAGGGAAAAGUAUCUAUGAUGCUGAAAUCAGUGAACUAUGGAUUUGUUAUACAUAUUGAAUAUAUUAUGCAUUUAUGAUGCACAA
This is a messenger RNA of Olea europaea var. sylvestris, 1539 nucleotides long. Its product is annotated as ent-kaurenoic acid oxidase 2-like. The record is from RefSeq and is a predicted model, not a curated record. Bases 1 to 1326 code for a protein of 441 amino acids. Gene Ontology annotation, molecular function: heme binding; glucose-1-phosphate adenylyltransferase activity; ent-kaurenoic acid monooxygenase activity. Gene Ontology annotation, cellular component: endoplasmic reticulum. Gene Ontology annotation, biological process: brassinosteroid biosynthetic process; sterol metabolic process; multicellular organism development. The transcript has 11 exons. NCBI's taxonomy places the organism in Eukaryota, Viridiplantae, Streptophyta, Magnoliopsida, Lamiales, Oleaceae.